CGAGCUGGGCGCUGCCCGCGGGACCACCGGAGCCCGGGGCUGCUUGCGCUGAGCCGGGAGGGGCUGGGGGAGGCGGCCGCGCAUGUGCCGGCCGUGCCCCCCGCCCGGGCUGCUCCAGCAUCCUCGGCAUCCUCCCGGGCAUCCUCCCGGGCAUCCUCCCGGGCAUCCUCCCCGCCGGACUCUGCGCUCUGCAGCCCGCGCAACAAAAGCGCAGCGGCCGCGCCCCGCGGAGCCGCUCCCGGCGCGGGGCACCUGCUGCUGCUGCUGCUGCUGCUGCUGAUGGUGAUGGUGAUGAUGGUGAUGAUGAUGAUGAUGAUCCAACCCUGCUGCUGCUGCUGAUCCAACGCUGCUCGCGCUCCGCUCCGCCCGCGCCCUGCGCAGCGCCGGCCGCGCCCGCGGAGCCGCGGAGCUGUCCGGGCUCCGUGCAGGCUCCGGGCUCGGGCUCCGUGCAGGCUCCGGGCUCGCGCUCGGGCUCUGUCCGUGGUGCUGCCGCCCCCGCGGCCGAGCGCAGCCCCCGGACCGCGCCCGCCCGGCCGCUCCCCGCCCGGCAUCCUGUUGCGCCGGGAGCGCGGCGAGCGGGGGAAGAGCAUCCGAGAGCAUCUGAGAGCAUCCGAGAGCAUCCGUGAGCAUCCGAGAGCAGCAUCUGAGAGCAUCCGAGAGCCAUCGUGCCGAGGAGCCUGAGCGCCGGCCCGGCUCCGAACAAUGGCUGCGCUGCCGCGGCUGCUCUGCGCGGCCGCGCUCGCCCUGCUGCUCUGGGCUGGAUUUUGCUCCUCAGUGUGUGUGGAAGUCCCAUCUGAGACAGAGGCUGUCCAAGGGACAGACAUGAAGCUGCUCUGCAUCUCCUGCAUGAAGAGGGAAGAGGUGACAGCCAGCACGGUGGUGGAAUGGUACUACAGGCCCAACGGGGGGAAGGAUGAGCCUAUCUACGAGUACAGGAAAACCAACCACGAGUUCCCGAGCCGCUUCAGCGGGCGGAUCCAGUGGAACGGGAGCAAAGACAUGCAGGACGUGUCCAUCACCGUGGUGAACGUCACCCUCAACGACUCAGGCAUCUACACCUGCAACAUCACCCGCGAGUUCGAGUUCGAGAUCCACCGGCCUCUCUUCCAGAGCUCCAGGGUCAUCCACCUCACCGUGGUGGAGGAGGCUGGAGAAGACUUCACCUCUGUCAUCUCAGAAAUUAUGAUGUAUAUUCUGCUGGUCUUCCUCACGCUGUGGCUGCUGAUUGAGAUGAUCUAUUGCUACAGGAAGGUGUCCAAGGCAGAGGAGGCUGCCCAGGAAAACGCGACAGACUACCUUGCAAUUCCAUCGGAAAACAAGGAGAACUGUGCUGUGCCUGUGGAGGAGUAGCAGAGGGGAGGCAGCGCAGUGAGCGGCACCAAGGGGCUCUGAAGACAGAAGGACCAUGCCACACCAGCCAGCUUUGAGGGGAGCUCUGCGCUGUCAAAGGAGGAGCAGGGGGAAGUGUAAAUUCUCUUCCGUUUGCCUUGGACUCUGUACAGCCUUGACUUUGGUCCUGUGACCCACCUGAGCUGCCAGCCCGGUGCUGAAGGACUCCUCUGUGGAAGCAUGCUGAGCAAAAGGGUGCGGGCAGCACGGGUCCUCCCCGACUUUCAGUUCCACCAUCACCUCAAUGGCUUUGUAAAUGUCACCUGUCACUUCUUAGCUGCUCUCACCACCACCUUGAUUUGCUAAAUGUGCUACUUCUCCACUGCAGAGGUUAAGGGUAUGUAUGGCACGCUGCUCUGAGCUGCAGGAGUGCGAACAAGGAUCUCUUAGGGGGUUAUUCCACCACAUACUGCGGCCCAAGCGGUUUUCUUGGUGUUAAAACAGGAAGAAUUUAAUUAAUUAAUGGAGUCACUCUGAAUUUUAGGCUGUCCAUGCACAAGCAGAGUAGGGUGAGGACUGUAAUGCACUAAAAUUGGAAAUGUGUAGUAGGAAGGACAGGUCUCUGUCAUGUUCACACUUUCUUCUGGAGGGAAUUGAGAAUACAGACCAUGAAUUGUUCCUGCUUUGGGAAGCAGGAUGAUGUAAGUAUAAGAAUCCCCUGUGUCCCUGUCAUUUAUCAAGUGUCAAAGCCCUCAUUCCACCUGCCUGGCACAGCAGGUUUGCUCCUGGAGUACACUGAGAGGAGGAACCUGCAACAGCUGGCAAGGCAGCAGGACAAGGUAGGGGAUCCACCUUUUCCUGGGAAACCCCAAAAAGGAAGGCAGCCUCAUGCUGGUAGGCAGGAGAAAUAAACAGGAUGCAAAGCCCCCAUAGCUUAAUAAAAUGGUUGUAGUUUUAUAACUAUGAUGGUUCUCUGGUGCUGUAGCAGCACCAUCUAGAGGGAUAGACAGAAAACACCCGCUUUUCCCAGUUAAUCCUAAUUCUCUCUUGAGGUAAUUAAUCACCAGUAUAAAUAGUCUGGAUUAAUCCUAAAUGAUCUUCUGAUGCCCAGGAAUCACCCCAGAAAUUCCACCUUUCCUAUGCAAACUUACCUUUUCUGAGGGUUAAGCAGAAUAAAAAUUGUUUUCUGCCCU
Messenger RNA from Camarhynchus parvulus, 2522 nucleotides. It is a transcript of the gene SCN3B, whose product is annotated as sodium voltage-gated channel beta subunit 3. The record is from RefSeq and is a predicted model, not a curated record. Gene Ontology annotation, biological process: ventricular cardiac muscle cell action potential; regulation of heart rate by cardiac conduction; sodium ion transport. NCBI's taxonomy places the organism in Eukaryota, Metazoa, Chordata, Aves, Passeriformes, Thraupidae. Gene Ontology annotation, molecular function: sodium channel regulator activity. Gene Ontology annotation, cellular component: voltage-gated sodium channel complex. The transcript has 6 exons. The coding region runs from base 703 to 1350 and encodes 215 amino acids.